AUGAACAGGCUUUCCAAAAGUUCCCAUCACAAUAAGAAAGGAGAUUCCAAAAUUCAUAGCAAAGUAGUUUUGAGAAAAGCAUCGCUUUUGGAUGUUAAAGAUUUUAGUGCCAGUGCUGCAGACAGGUUAGCCGAGUUUCUGAAUAAAAAGGUGUUUUUUCAUCUGAUCAGUUGUGAUCAAACAGAUAAUGAAACUGGUAAAGGUAAAGUUAGCCCUAAUAAGGCUGUCUUGGACUGGAAUUGGCCAUCUUUGGGAACAACUGUUACAGAUACAGAGCACGAAAUCACUUUCGAUUGGCCCACUGAGUAUGGCGCUCCUGGAGCUAUACUUGUGAUAAACAAGCAUGCUCGAGAGUUUUAUCUCAAACAUGUUUGCAUCCACGUUCCUGGCCAAGGAGAUGUUAAUUUUCUGUGUAAUUCUUGGGUUUAUCCUACAUGGAUGGCUAAAGUUUGUUCAAAGCUAUCUCCUGCGGAAACACCAGUAGGGCUUGUGCGUUGGAGGGAGGAAGAGGUGGUGAAAGCGAGGGGAAAUGGUACGGGAAAGAGGGAACCGUGGGAUCGUGUUUAUGAUUAUGAAUUUUACAAUGAUCUGGGUGACCCUGAGAAGGGGAAGGAACUUGAGAGGCCAGUCCUCGAAGGAUCCCCAGACUUCCCAUAUCCGCGGAGAUAUAGAACUGGCCAUAAUCGCACAAGAAUAAAUCACGCUUUUGAGGCUCGAAAGCAGGAGUGUAGUUUUGCAGCAGUUAUAUCGUCAGGCUUCUAUAUUCCGGCAGAUGAGAAGUUCCCUCAAGCUAGUCUUUCUGACUUUCCAGCCCACUUCUUCAGAGCUUUCUCUAAGAAGUUCGUUUCUGAUCUUGUCAGAAGUCUAAAUGUACUCCAGAAAGACUUUUGCAAAUUGAAUGAGUUAGACUCUUCUGAUGGUGUUAUGCAUAUGAUGUGCGAUUCAGGGGAUGAUGAUGCGUGGAGGAUAGACGAAGAGUUUGCUCGUCAAACGCUUGCAGGGAUUAAUCCCAUGGUUAUUAAAUGUUUGGAAGUAAGUACGUCACAAACUGAUUCUAUAAACUAG
Cryptomeria japonica (Japanese cedar) is the source of this 1065-nucleotide messenger RNA. RefSeq names its product linoleate 9S-lipoxygenase 1-like. Gene Ontology annotation, biological process: lipid oxidation. The record is from RefSeq and is a predicted model, not a curated record. Bases 1 to 1065 code for a protein of 354 amino acids. Gene Ontology annotation, molecular function: protein binding; metal ion binding; oxidoreductase activity, acting on single donors with incorporation of molecular oxygen, incorporation of two atoms of oxygen. The transcript is spliced from 5 exons. NCBI's taxonomy places the organism in Eukaryota, Viridiplantae, Streptophyta, Pinopsida, Cupressales, Cupressaceae.